Messenger RNA from Durusdinium trenchii, 2264 nucleotides. Lineage: Eukaryota; Dinophyceae; Suessiales; Symbiodiniaceae. The record is from the annotation of a GenBank genome assembly.
AUUUUUCGGAGCACAUUUUGGUGCCCAUAGCCAUGCAGAGCCUGUCCAUCUUCCAUGCGAGCGAAGAUGGCCUCAGGCCGGCCAGUGAUGAUCAGGGUCCUGCCUCAGCAGCCCUGCUUCGAAUGAAGGCCUUGCAUGAAAUGGAGUUGAGAUCCAUCUUGAAGUCCAUGGAGGAGAAUGCUGUGAGGCGAAAGACGCAGGGGAACAUGGCCAUGGAAAAAGGCGAGUUUCGUCAGGCGGUCAAGGAAUACAGCUGUGCCUUACAACACGCGGGCGACAUGAUGGACUUCUUGGAGUUGGAGAAAUCUCCGGCGCUGAACGGGUAUCAGCUGCGAGCCUUGGCGAAGGGAAUGCCACUUCCUCAGAGGGGACCCAAAGCUUUGCAGCCCUUCCGAGCGGUGGCCUUCGCCAGCCGCGCUUUGGCAUUUUUGCGACUGGAUGCAUAUGAACAAUGCUUGGAGGACGCCACAGCCGCCUGUGACUUGGAGCCAAAGUAUUUGAAGGCGUGGAUCCGCCGGGCCUGCGCCUUGGCGGCCUUGAACCGCCGCGCGGACGCCGAAGACGCCUUGAACGAGGCCCUGGAGAAAGCCUGCCAUAGCGACCUUUUGCGCGAGCAAGUUUGCAAGCUACUUGUGAACCUGCACAAUUUGGUGAAUGUGGUGGUGAAGCCGCCAGAGAAGGACUUGCCGGUGAUCUACAAGGACUCUGAGCGGCCGAAGAAGACGAAGACCUGGCGCGAGGUUGUCACCGUUCCUGUGGCAGGGUGCGAUGGCGCUUCAGUUCAAGUGCCUCGUCAUGAGCUUCGAAAGUUUCUUCAGGAGGACUGGAAGCCGACACUUUCAGGUGCUGCCAUUUGGGCACAAAGCCACCAGGAGCUCUUCCUGGUGCUGCGGCUUCCACGACGGCCCAAGGUGUCUGAGCUGAGGAUUGAGAUUUCGCCACGUCAUUUGCUGGGCUUCCUGCGGAAGCCAGGGAUGACAUCCGUGACUGAGGACGACUUUGAUCUUCUCAUCAAUGCGGAGCUCCUGGUCGCUGUUAAACCUUCAGAAUGCAGCUGGCAGCUGGAGCAGGUGGCAGAUGCCACGGACUUGCAUGUCACUUUGCACAAGGAGGUGGCCCAGAUGGUGCUGGAGGGCUUCAAGUGAUAGCGACCGUCGCUGUCAGAGACGCAGGCACACAAUUUCCAAGUCCUCCACACCUGAGGCGACCAGGAGCGGCCAGGAGCCCAGAGUCAGAGGUCGUUCGACAGAAAUGCUUUCAACUUGCUUUUACUCUAGCAUUUCAUGACUGGAACAGGAGAUCUGACACAGAAAAUCCCAAAGAAGAGGGGCUUGUGCUUGUUCCAGUCUUAAGAAGAACGGAAUACAUCAAUCUUGGCCACACGACGCCAUCAAUUCGCUACACUACCCCACUGGUCACUGGUUGCAGAUUUCCCAGAUGUUUUUGAAGCGCUUGAUGCCCGGCGCACAUGCAUGACUUCUGCAGUUCGGGCCAGGACGAAGCAACCGGACCCCAGCUUCCCCGGCACCAGGAAGUACACUGCUGUGGGUUUGGCUGCGUGAGUUUGUGAGACCAUGCCCAGUACGCCAGCAGCAGAAGCACAUACUGUUUGCUGAUUAAGACGUUCGAAUGCUGUGGGCAUGUGAUCACGUAUUGCACCGAUGUGUUCAUGUGUGUGUGUGUGUGAUGUGCAUCGGCAGGCUUGUAGCCACGAGGUCAGAACUGCAUCCGUCUUGCGAAGGUAGCAUGAGGACGCUACUAGGAGCAAAGGGCAUCGCUACUAGGAGCAAGGACGCUACUAUAAGGGCUCCUGGCCUUACUACUAGAAACAAGGUCGCGGAGCUACAAGCCUGGACCGUGGCGUUGGCCGCAGGUCUCAUGAGGUGACUUCAAAUUGAGUCUACCAGGCUUGGAGGACGGAGCACCGCCGGAGACUGCCGGUCUGGACGCCGAUCUGCACCGAUUCUGUCGUGCGGCAAAAAGAGGGCGCCCGACGAGUCUGGUGGGUCAACCACCGACUUUUGGCAGAUGAGAACAGCGUCCACUCCGAUCCGAAGCAAACGGCAUCUCAACGUUUGAACACGUUCAUGUCCGCAGCGGUUCUUGCAGCGGUUCCACGUGCAGAUCGAUGCAUGUUUCAACUGACAUCAACCAACUAACUUGGAUCACCAACCAGGUCUCCAGCUUCCGGCUUGCACCGCUGCAUUUGCCUCACCCAAGCAACCAGCCUUGUCCUGGUUGCGCAAAGCGCAGGCCUUGUCACG